UUUUAUUAUUUGCUUUAAACAAACAGGGAACAUUAAUAGCCUGUACUUUAUAUGUUGCAGUUGUAAAGUAAGCCUGUUUUUGUUAUAUAAACUAAAAUCGUGCCUGUCUACCGAUUUCCCACAUAACUGUUGUAAGUUGUGUACCUUUGAAUAUUAACGACUGCAACCAAGGAGUAAGACGAAUGUUUAUGGAAACUGGAAUACAAUUUAGUGGACCUGUUGGCUCUGACAAUGGCCCUGGUUUGGGAAAACGACUGGAUGAGAGUUUGUGAUCCCAAUUGUGGUUAAUGGAACCGUAGAACAAAAUGUUCAACUUCAGGAAUAUGUCAUGUAAAGAGCUGAUGAAGGUGUUGGGGCUGGGAGCUGUAGCUUUCGUUUUGGGGGUGGAGUGGCUAAACUGGCUGAAGCGGCGUCUGAGGGACUCUCGCGGACCCCUGAAAGAAGUUCUGUUCUUCCCUUCACCUCAAGUCUGCGUUGAGCACCUCUUCAUACGCCAUAAACAUUUCCCCUGUGCAUGUCCGCUUCCCCAUGGGGUUGAGACAUCCUUCUCCAGGCUCCUCGUUCAUCUCCUCUCCGCUCGUGUGUCACUGGACCUGUGCGUGUUCUCCUUCUCUCACAUGGAGCUGAGCAGGGCGAUUCUCCUGCUGCACAAACAGGGAGUCGUUGUGCGAGUGGUUACAGACAGAGACUACAUGACCAUCACUGGAUCUCAGAUCGGUGCCCUCCGUAAGGCAGGCAUCUGUGUGAGGCACGAGAUGAGCUCAGCUGUUCAUAUGCACCAUAAGUUUGCAUUGGUGGACAGCAGGAAAUUGAUCACUGGCUCCCUCAACUGGACCCUAACUGCAGUCCAGAGCAACAAAGAAAACGUCAUGGUCACGGAGGAGCCGGAGCUCGUGGGGCCCUAUCAGCAGGAGUUCCAGAAGCUGUGGGAGGCCAACGAUCCGGCCAAUCACAAACCUCAAUACACUAAUGGGCAGCUAAAUAUAAAGACUUGUAAGGACAAAUAGGACUUUACACUUGCUUUUUUCCCUUGUGGUUUACAUUACAUAGUUCUGUAUGGGGUUUAUUUUAUUUGUAAAGAUUAUUUUAAUAAGCUGAAAGCUAGUUUUUUCUUUCUUUUGACUGUUUGUCUGACUCUUAAUGUCAAUUUUCCCAUUUUUUAUGCAAAAUGGGAACUUGAAAGGUUUAGUAUGUAGUUCAAUUUAACUUAGUUCAGUUAAUAUGACUUUUUUUUAAGAUGUGUCCUAGUUUUAAGUAAAAACAAGUUCAAGUAAACCCACCUGCUAAAAUAUUAUCUCUUGAUUAUAAAAACCUAGCAAGCUGAAACCUGUGAGUGUGCAUUUCAUAGCCGUGCCUUUGAUUGCUCAAUUCUUCAUGGGACUCGCCUUUUGUGUUCCUCUUUUGUGACCAGAAGAUUUUAGAUAAGGUUGUUUCUGUAUGUGCACCUAAUGUUACAUUUUUUAAAAUAGAUACAUGAAAAAAAAAAAGUUUAAACA
Molecule: messenger RNA, 1496 nt
Organism: Carassius auratus (goldfish)
Lineage: Eukaryota; Metazoa; Chordata; Actinopteri; Cypriniformes; Cyprinidae
Product: mitochondrial cardiolipin hydrolase
Exons: 5
Coding region: 306-1007 (233 amino acids)
Biological process (GO): piRNA processing
Cellular component (GO): mitochondrion
Molecular function (GO): RNA endonuclease activity producing 5'-phosphomonoesters, hydrolytic mechanism
Source: RefSeq, a predicted model, not a curated record